AUGGGUUGUCGACUAAGCUCUCAUGCCAAGCCUGAGACAGUGAGUGAGGCUGAUACUAGAGGUACUCAACAGGACAAUGCUAGCGUUGAACAGGGUGAUUACGUGAGUUGUAAAACUGCAUAAAAAUUUAGUUUAAAUUUAGCGUAGGGUAAGGUAAAGUAAUGUAGGGUAGGGUAGCACCAUGCCUAAAAAAUGUAUUGCAUGACUUUCUGUUUUUGGUUUAUCCCUAUUAGAACUAUUUUUCAGAUUGAUGGCGUUGACAUCUCACACGUCAGCAACAUUAGAGUAACCUUGUAUGGGAACUCAACUGAAUUAAAUGUUUAUGCUUAUACAACCAGUAUUGAGGAUCCCACAAUUGUAUUUCGCGGUGCAUACCAUGUUAUUAUAGAAAAACUGAAAAUGUGCCUCAAGAGGAAACGUAAAUUUAUAUUCUACAUUUGGUUGUUUGAUGAAUGUGUAUGGUCUCCACCUUCAGUCAACGCCAUGGCCAACCUCUUUUUGAGUAAGCUAGCAACUUCUAAAUCUUAAAUUACUUUCAGUAGAAGCCUAGGAUGUGGUAGAGAUCUGCAGAACGGUAGGGGCCUAGGGUACGUCAGGGCCGGCAGUACGGAAUGGACUAGGUACUGAAGGCUUAGGGUUCGCUAAGCCCUAAGGUACGUUAGGUCCUAAAGUACAGCAGGGCUUAAGUACGAUUUAACUUACAGUGCUGUAGAGCUGUGAAAAGAUUAUUUAUGUUAUUUUUAUGUUUUUAGACGUACUGCCAGCGAUAAAUGAUUUAUUCUUGUGUGGAAGUUUAACAAACAUGAACGUCCUAUUCAUCGACUUCUACAGAAAACUUCAUCCGAUCGUUGAGCGUUUAUUCAUCAACAACCCCACUAUUGUAAGGUUUCUCAUUGAUCUGCAAAUCAAAUCGUUGACCGUGGAAUCGGAUUUGGAUCUUAGUAAGUGCUUAUUUCUCUAACUUACCUUAAAACAAGGUUCGCGAGAGAAUCAGACAUAGCCGAGCCAGUAAAAAAAUUUUUUUUAAAGAUCUUAUUUUGCAACCACAACCUUGCAACCUUUGAUGCCCCACAUUACAAAAAUAUAUUUAAUUUUUUAACUUUUGGGUUACUGUAGGUGUACUGUAACAUUCAAAAAUUUUUUGUAACUUUUGAACUACUUGACAGAAUUUCACCCGACUUUUUUUAAAUUGUAGAGCACGUAAGCGUAAACAAUAUUGAUGUUAGCAAUUUUUUUCUAAAAUGCUCGGAGGGCACAAAAUGUCUGACUCAUGUUUGAUUCUCUCGCGAACCCUGUUUUAACCUAUUUAGCUUCAAUCUAUUCUAUCCUAACUUACUUUAUCUAGUCUUAACUUCAUUAUGUUGCUUUACCUCACCUUUGUCUAAUUUACUAUACUCUAUUCUACCAUACCUUAACUCACCUUACCAAGAACAAAAAGACUUUCUUUUUCAGGUUGGCUGUCAUUAAGUCACAUUGAAGUCAACGAGUUUUGCUUUUGGCGUUUAACAAUGGCGGAGACGCUUUGUCAACAAGAUAUUGUAAUGCCAUCGGUUCGCUCUGUAAAUUUUUAUACCCAUCAUGAAGCUGUUGUUUCAAAGUUGAUUUUGGAAAACAUUUGCAACCUGUUUCCUUUGGUAGAAGAGCUUUACUUUCAAUUUGUGUUAAAUGUGGAGGAUAAGAAUGAACCAAGUAUGUUUGUGAUAAAGCUAGAAAAGGGCUUGGGGUUGACGAUGUAAAACUAAAAUAGACUGUGUGAGAGAGAGCGUGAGCUGUUCCAUGAACGAUAAUAGAAAAUUUGUUUGUUUCAGUUAGAAACCACGAACUGUUCACCCACACCCGAACUUUGUUUGACACAUUCGAGAGUCUGUUAGACUGGAACCAGGGGAAACUCAAAAUAACCAUCGUUUUCCAAGUCCAUUACAAUGGCCUGAUAAACAAAGAAUUGGCAAGAAGAAUGACAGAAUAUAUUGGUUACGAAUGUAUCUGCAACGGCGCUGUCGGUUUAGAUGUAUCAAUGUCUAAUGUAAAUUUGGCAAUGGUUGUAGGACCAAAAUGA
Molecule: messenger RNA, 2056 nt
Organism: Bursaphelenchus okinawaensis
Lineage: Eukaryota; Metazoa; Nematoda; Chromadorea; Rhabditida; Aphelenchoididae
Source: the annotation of a GenBank genome assembly